AUGAACGUCCCCAAGUUCAACGAGCGCGAAAAGGCUCUCGAGAACGACUAUAUCCGCAAGAAAGAGGCGGAGAAGUUCAAGAGCAGCGUCCCAAAGCCAGGUACAACCUCCACGGGGCCGCAGGGAAGUGCUGGGGGACAACAGACAAAUUCGGGCAACCAGAAAUGA
This is a messenger RNA of Cyphellophora attinorum, 168 nucleotides long. RefSeq lists its product as uncharacterized. The transcript is spliced from 3 exons. Bases 1 to 168 code for a protein of 55 amino acids. NCBI's taxonomy places the organism in Eukaryota, Fungi, Ascomycota, Eurotiomycetes, Chaetothyriales, Cyphellophoraceae. The record is from RefSeq and is a predicted model, not a curated record.